Molecule: messenger RNA, 300 nt
Organism: Penicillium angulare
Lineage: Eukaryota; Fungi; Ascomycota; Eurotiomycetes; Eurotiales; Aspergillaceae
Exons: 2
Coding region: 1-300 (99 amino acids)
Source: RefSeq, a predicted model, not a curated record
AUGGAUUCAAAGGACGCUCAAGCGGAGCGCUUGAAGAGAAUGCAGAUGACUAAAUGCUCUCAAAAGGCUGAUUUGGGUAUACACCGUCGAGAUUACAUUUCAGCUCGAGACGAUCGCAAGAAUAUCCCACACGUUCGAAUGGAGGAUCUCGAGGCCGCUCGACAGUCAAACAUUCCUGGAACAACUGCCCAUGGGGAGGCACAGCGGAAUAAGAGAAUUCUCAGUGAAUGGACAAGUACUUAUCGACGAAGGGCUUUUAAAGUCGACACAUUGACUGACUUGAUUUCUAGGCUUGCAUAG